Messenger RNA from Toxotes jaculatrix (banded archerfish), 1647 nucleotides. RefSeq names its product neutrophil cytosolic factor 1 (gene ncf1). Gene Ontology annotation, cellular component: cytoplasm; NADPH oxidase complex. NCBI's taxonomy places the organism in Eukaryota, Metazoa, Chordata, Actinopteri, Toxotidae. The coding region runs from base 78 to 1304 and encodes 408 amino acids. The transcript has 12 exons. Gene Ontology annotation, molecular function: phosphatidylinositol binding; superoxide-generating NADPH oxidase activator activity; protein binding. Gene Ontology annotation, biological process: respiratory burst; superoxide anion generation. The record is from RefSeq and is a predicted model, not a curated record.
UUAGUACGACGCGUACGAAGCGCGAAAUGACGACCGCGUAGUCUCAGUUGGACUCCGUCAGUCUUCUGUGUCUCAGCAUGGAGGGGAUCUACGUCAGGCAUGUGGAGCUUCUGGGCUUUGAGAAGCGAGAUUUCCCGAGUCAGCACUACGUUUACAUGCUGAUGGUGAAAUGGAGCGACCUCUCAGAGAAGCUGAUCUACAGGACGUAUCCUGAGAUGCACACCUUCCAUAAAUCGCUGAAGGAGAUGUUUCCAAUCGAGUCUGGUCAAAUAGAAAAGAGGGACAGAAUCAUUCCUUCAUUACCAGCGCCACGCUGGGUGGACACACAGAAGUCGACAGAAACCAGGCAGAGCACUUUGGCCGACUACUGCCACUCGCUGAUCAACCUGCCGCCUCACAUCUCCCGCUGCAGACACCUCACCAACUUCUUUAAGGUUCGACCUGAGGACGAAAACCCACCUGCCCCAAACACACUGAAACGAAACGAGACAUUUGUGGUGUCCAGGGACUUGGCCCGAGGCAACGCAUCUGAGAUUUCUGGCCCCAUCAUACUGGACACCUACAGGGUGAUCGCUGACUUCACCAAGACGUCCAAACACGAGAUCAGCCUGAACACCGGCGACCUGGUGGAAAUUGUGGAGAAAAAUCAAAAUGGUUGGUGGUUUUGCCAGUGUGACUCUAAACGAGGCUGGAUUCCUGCGUCAUACCUGGAGCCUCUGGACCAACCGGACGAGUCUGAGGAUGCAGAACCAGAUUAUGAAGGAGAACUGUUCGUCGCCAUCAACGCCUACAAGGCAGAGCAGGAGGACGAGAUUUCUCUGGGGCUGGGUGAGACCAUCGAGGUCAUUCACAAGCUGCUGGACGGCUGGUGGGUCGUCAGAAGAGGAGAAGAGAUCGGCCAUUUCCCCUCCAUGUACCUGCAGAAGGCGAGCAACAGCGAGAAACUGGAGACACGCAGGACCAACCUGCAGGGACAGAAACCACCACCUCGCAGAUCCACCAUCAGAAACGCCAAGAGCAUCCACAACAGGUCUCGCAAGCGUGUCAGCCAGGACACCUACCGCAGGAACAGCGUCCGGUACCUCCAGCAGAAAGGCAGCCGCCCCCCAAAGUCACCGCUGAGGGAGAGGAAAAACCAGAACAACAUCCCCGAGCUGUCCGGCUCCAGUUCAGAGAGCGACGUGAAGAGGGAGGCUCCGGUCAUCCCUCCCCGGCCGAGUCCGGAGCUCAUCCUGGAGCGCUGCACCGACAACACCCGCAAGAAAGUCAGCAUUCACAAGUCCCGCUCCAGCUCCGGCAGCUAGCUCAGGAGCUCAUUGUAAAAGUCGCAAUGAAGCAGCCUCUUUUUCUGCAGUACUGCAAAUAAAAUCAGAAAAAUGCAGAGAUGUUCUUAAGCAUUUUUUACAUUACAUUACAGAAUAAGGUGAAAGUUACUAAAAAGGUGAAAACAAUUUCCUUAUUUAACUGUGAUUUUAAAGAAUCAGGCUGGUAUUAUUCUAUAUUUUAUAAUAAUCACCAAAUCCCAUAAAAAGACCCAAACCAACAGUUAGUCUGUGGCUCUCUGUGCUUUCAUGGUCAUCCACUGGAACAGGGAUGUGUUUUUUAUGGAGCUCUACAAUAAAACAUAUCAGGCUGUGAUAAACACAC